Molecule: messenger RNA, 3521 nt
Organism: Drosophila subpulchrella
Lineage: Eukaryota; Metazoa; Arthropoda; Insecta; Diptera; Drosophilidae
Gene: Fbp1
Product: fat-body protein 1
Exons: 2
Coding region: 64-3321 (1085 amino acids)
Source: RefSeq, a predicted model, not a curated record
AAAUCCUCCAGAGUUCUCCAGUCCUACAAUCCUUCAAGUGAUCAGUGAUAAGUGAUCAGCAAGAUGAACAGAAUCCUGUUGUUGAUGGCCUUUUCGGCCGCUCUUGUGGCUGCUGGAAGGAUAACCGUGAAUCCCGAUAGGGUUCAGGGUAUUGAUCGCCUGUCCUUGGAGGAUCUGCAGCGCCAGAAGUUCAUCCUGGACAUCGUUCAGAACAUCCAACAGCCUUUGCAGCAGAGUGAUCUUAUCCAACUGGACCAGGGUCUGAUUGUGGACAGCCAGCGGUAUCGCGGAGGCAUCGAUGUGGUGAUGCAGCGCGUCAUCGAUCUGGAUCGCCAGCGUCGCCUCCUGGACGAGCACCAGGUGUACUCGGUGGGUCGUCUGGAGGAUGUGCAGCAGCUGCGUGGCAUUUACCGCCUGCUGGUUCGCGCCCAGGACUUCGAUACCCUGCGCCGGAAUGUGGUCUACCUGCGCCGGAACAUCAAUCCCGUCCUGCUGGUCAACGCCUUGGCUCUGGCCAUUCGCGAUCGAGAGGACACUCGCAAUCUGAUUGUGCCCGCCGUCCAGGAACUGCUCCCCGAACUCUAUCUGGAUGAGGAGGUGAUUGAGCAGGUUCGUGGAGUCCUUAAGGAGCAAACUCAGCGCCCCACGCUCAUGGACAUUGUGGGUCUGCGCCAGAAUACCAUGAAUCCCAUGAUGAACAUCCUCAUGCCCUGGCGGCAGAUUCACAUGCAGAUGGCUCUUCUGAGGCAGCAGCAGCAGAAUCGCCUGAAUGUGGUGGGCCAGAAGCGAGUGGUGAUCCGUGCCGACAACCAGGAACAGAUCGAAGGCACCUCUCUGCUAACCGACGACAUUGAGUUGAGCAACCUGGUCCAAAAUCUCAUCCAGGAAUUGGCCCUGCUGGAGGAUGACACGCAGGAGGAGCAAAGCCAACGUAUCAGCAAUGUGCAAGGUCGUAACCAAUUGAUCAACAGCCAGCAAGAUGAUGAGGAUCAAUGGAUUGGCCAAUCGCAAUGGAACACCAGGCAGGGGGAGCUGGGUCAGAAUGUGAACACUGGACGUCUGCUCCAUGUGAACCGUCGCCGCCUCCAGGAGCAGCAGAACCAGGAACAGGGUCAGAACAUCUAUGGCAGCCAGAGGCAGCGUUUCCAGCAGCUUCUCCGCCGGGAUGAGGACAACGACAACGAUGAUGAUGACGAUGAUGAUAUCCGCGUGGGUCGUGUCCAACUGCAGCGUGGCAUCAGCCAAGGAGGUCUCGGCAUUGGCGGUACCAAUGACCUGCCCACCGUGAGUGUGAACAGUGACCGUCUGCUCCAUGUGAGCCGCCGCCGUUUGAAUGCCAUCCAACAGGAGCAGCAGCAGGAUCAGCAGCAGUAUCAGCAGACGGGUCGCCAGCGAUUCUUUGGUUUGGGAGGUCGCCUUAGUGAGGGUCGCCGAGUGGGUCAGCUGGAUGAGGUGCGUCAAAUGAACGACUGGCAGAUCAAGCGUCAGCGCCAGAUAUUGGGACUCCAGGAUGACCAGGAGCAGGACCAGGACCAGUACCAGAUCCAGGCCCAGAAGCAAGGUCGUCGCUUGGGCGUCCAACAGCAGGGUCAAAGCUAUGCCGAUCAGUUGGAGAGCGUGGAGCGCGAUGAUGACCGCUUGGUGCACAUCAACAGGCGUCGCCUCAACCAGGACAUCCAGCAGCAGCAGCAGCAGCAGCAGAGGAUUACCCCCCGCAGAAUCGGCUCCAUUGGCGAGGGUCGCCGUGUCAUGGGCGAUCGUCUCAUCCAGGACGAGGACAUUCUGAAGCUCAUCCGUAGCGACAACCGCUUGACCCAGAUGACCGACGAAGAGAUCCUUGAGAUGCUCAAGAGGAACCGUCUGCAGAAACAGCAAAACAACGAUAGCGACAACAAUGACGACGAUGAUGAUGACAACGAUGAUGAUGAUGAGGUUGUGGAGCGCCGCCAGGGACUUCGAAGCCGCCGCAGCCUGACCAAUCUCCGCCAGCAGAACAGCCGUCGUGGCGAGAUCAUCCUGCACAAUCUCCGCCAGCUGGUGGCCCGCCUCAACCAGGAGAGCAUCUCCCAGGGUGAGACGAUCGACCAGACUCAGCAGCAGCAGCAGCAGUUGCUCAACAAUCCCCGCCUGACGCAAACCGAGAGAUACAACCUCCGCCUUAACAAAAUCCGCAUAGAUUCCCAGCGCAACCGUGAGAUCCUCGGACAGAUUGGCCAGAUUGAGCAGCAACUUCAGCAAGUUAUUGCUCAGGUUGUGAACCAGGUUAAUGUCAACUCGCUGCGUGGCCAAGUGGAAGAUCAGCGCCAGGUGGAGUCCCUGAUCGCCGACGUCCUGCUGGGUCGCCUUGGCCAGGUGGGCAUCAUCAACAUCAUUCGUGAGGUGGUCCAGGACAACAAGUACAGUGGCCAGCAGAUCGAUCGUACCGGCCUGGGCAUCCGUCUCAGUGAUCCCGUCGUGCAGCACACUCUCCGCCGGAUUGUGAAGAUUGUGGACCAGCAGCGGGAGCAGAUCCUUGGAGCCUACCGCCAGGAGCAACUGCAGAUGCGUGGUGUUUCCAUCAACGAUGUCCGCGUGGACAAGCUGCGCACUCGCAUCGAGGAGCAGGAUCUGGAUCUUAGCAACUUGGUGGAGCAGCAGCAGCAGCAGAUUCAGGGAGUCCAGCAAGGGAUUUUGGGACGCCAGCAGGUUCAGGGAGUCCAGCAAGAGAUUGUGGGACGCCAGCGACGCCUCAACAACAAGGACUUCACCAUUGACCUGGAGAUUACAUCGGAUGAGGAUCGGGAUGCCAUAGUUCGCGUCUUCCUUGGACCCGGCGAAGAUCAGCAGGGCAGGCAGGGUGUUUCUCUGGAGCAGCGCCGCCGUGACUUUGUCCUCCUGGAUGCCAUCAAUGUGCAGCUGGAGAAUGGACGCAAUCGCGUCCAGCUGAGGUCCAUCGAUAUCCCCUGGACCAAGAACGAUGUGACGCCUGUGGGAGAGAUCUACCGCCAGGUGAUGACGCAGUUGAAGGGUCAACAGCAACAGCUGGUUAUGGGCGGCAACCAAGAGUUGGUUGGCGAGAACGGACGCUUCCCCCAGCACUUGCUGCUGCCCCGUGGAAGGCCCCAGGGUCUGCCCAUGCAACUCCUGGUGGUCGUCUCUCCUCUGGUGGAACAGGAGGUGCAGGAGAUCGUUCCAGCCAUCAGCAUUGGCAUUGGAUCCGCCUCCCUGCAGGACAUCCGCCCCUUGGGCUUCCCUCUUGACCGCCCCAUCCGCAACGAGCAGGAGCUCCUGCAGCUGCCCAAUGUCCUCCUACAGGAUGUGACCAUCGUCCAGGAGAACUAAUUUCCCAACCAGGAUUUUUCAAACCGAACGUCAGACCAUAUGCUUUGCCAUGGACCCAUCUGGAAAACCCUUAACGAACCCUAGUUUAAGUCUAUCGAACGUAAAGCAAUUUACAAUAGCCAAAUGUUAAAUACUCUUUGUAAUCCAUUUAUCUAUAUUUGUAAUUAAAAUCUUUGCAAGAAAUGCAAACAAGCAUUACA